UUUCAUAUCAAUCAACCUCAAAACUCUUUUUUCUCUCCAAAAACUCUACUCUACCAACCUUUUAAUAUAUAUAUUAAACUAUAUAUCAUAAACCAAUAAUAUAUAUCUAAAUGGCCAGCAAGAUCUUGAUCAUCGGAGGAACCGGAUACAUCGGAAAGUUUGUCGUCGAGGCAAGCGCAAAAGCUGGGCACCCGACUUUCGUUUUGGUUAGAGAAAACACAACUACACAUCCUGAGAAGUCCAAGCUCCUUGACAACUUCAAAAAUCUUGGUGUCACAAUUCUUAUUGGUGAUAUUCAUGAUCAUGAAAGUUUGGUAAAGGCGAUCAAACAAGUUGAUGUUGUGAUCUCAACAGUAGGAGGAGAGCUCCUCGCUGACCAAGUCAAACUCAUCGAAGCUAUCAAGGAAUGCGGAAAUAUUAAGAGAUUUUUACCUUCGGAAUUCGGAACCGAUGUCGACCAUGCCAACGCAGUGGAGCCAGCCAAGAGCGUGUUUGCAGGAAAGGCAGCCAUCCGCAGAGCCAUCGAAGCUGCUGGAAUCCCACACACUUUCGUAUCCUGCAACGGUUUCGCCGGGUAUUUUUUACCCACUAUUGGCCAAAUGGACACAUACACUGCCCCUAGAGAAAAAAUUUCCAUCAUUGGUGAUGGAAAUCCUAAAGUUGUUUUUGUCAAGGAAGAGGAUAUUGCAUUGGUGACCAUCAAAGCCGUGGAGGACCCUCGAACGUUGAACAAGACCUUGAUUUUCAGACCACCAGGCAACACCCUGUCCUUUAACGAAAUUGUUUCCAUAUGGGAAAGCAAAAUCGGAAAGACCCUCGAGAAAACAUACAUUCCCGAGGAACAACUUCUCAAAAUGAUCCAAGAGUCUCCUUUUGGGUUGAGCGUCGUAUUGGCCAUAACGCAUUCUGUUAUGAUUAACGGAGAUGGAACAAAUUUUGAAAUCGAGCCUUCGUGGGGUGUGGAGGCGAGUGAGCUCUAUCCAGAGAUCAAGUUCACCAGCGUUGAUGAGUAUCUGACCCACCUCGCUUAAAAUUAACGUUUUAAUCUGUAUGUGUCGUGAUCGAGUGUUAUUAUGUACUAUGUUUUUGUAUGAGGUAAAAGUUAUUACUAUUUAUUAUCUUGUUACAACCUGUUGUUGUUCAGUACACGAUUUUAUCUUUUUUGUUA
Molecule: messenger RNA, 1168 nt
Organism: Erigeron canadensis
Lineage: Eukaryota; Viridiplantae; Streptophyta; Magnoliopsida; Asterales; Asteraceae
Product: isoflavone reductase homolog A622-like
Exons: 5
Coding region: 111-1031 (306 amino acids)
Molecular function (GO): oxidoreductase activity
Source: RefSeq, a predicted model, not a curated record